AUUAAGGUAAUUGACAUGCUUCAAUGGGGUAAUGAAUGUUAAAUGAGUCAAUGUAUUGGAAUAUCAGCGCCUAAAAAUAGAUAACGGAAAAUGCGCAUAUGCAAUAGCCAAACUACAUAUAAUUCACAAAAGCAAAAAGUGCUUAACGCUGGUACCACACAUAGCUUUAACAGAAUGUUGUGUAUAUAAUCGGGUAGUGGUUCUGAAAACAGUUUGAAAUAAAUAGUGGUAUAAGUGUGAUGCGUUAGGAGAACUGUGUCAAAAUACGAUGGUGAAGAAUUUGUAAAAAAAUUUUGUAUAAAAAAUAACUCAACAUAUAAUUACGGCUUUACCAGACAUUGUGACGUGCGUCCGCAGCAGAAAAAUCCCUUAUCUACACUAUAUUUGAUAUUAGCUGAACCUUCUAUGCUUUUUUGAAUGUACGCUUAAAUCCGAUUAGUACGAUUCGCUAACAGAAGUGUGAUGCCGUAGUUUAUCCAUCCAUUUGCCAUUUUACGGAUAAGUGCAGCAUAACAAAUUGCACACGGCUUCUAUUUCGGCCGAAGCUCACAAAAAAAACAAAAGGAGUAAAAAAAUAAUAUACGAGUUCACAUUAAAGCUAUCUAAUUUACAAGCAAAUAAAAAGGUGGAACUCCAUUGGCACGUUUCCGAAUGCCAUGAUUCAUCAUCAUGUGGACAUAUAUGAUGGCCGCAAGCCGUGGAGAACGGGCGAAUAUGAUGAUGUCCGCCUCGAGACGUCGCAAUGAAAGUGAAUCACCGAAAUAUGGUUACAACGUCGGCCGCUCAAUGCCAUAUCGUUCGACUGCUCGCCACAAUGUGCUGCCAUUGCACUCAUCAGCGAGCUCAACAUUACCAUCUGGCGCAUAUACGUCUUAUCCACAUACAACAACAACAACAACACCAUACUACGAAUCACACCAUCUCAGCAGUAGCCAGGCCGCUGCCGCUAAUUUGCCAAGCGCCAGCACCAGCGCCGCUUCCACAGCCAGUCCGCCGCCAUUCCACACACACGCGGCUUCAGCGGCAUUGCACAGACUGCCGCCACACAACAGCAGCCAACAUCACGUCGCUCAUGCGAGCGACGAUGAAGAUGGCACUAGCUUUUUCGCCAUCUCACCUUGUAUGCCGCUCACCGUGCGUGGGACAAGGACACUCAAUAUUCGUGUAUAA
Bactrocera oleae (olive fruit fly) is the source of this 1170-nucleotide messenger RNA. Lineage: Eukaryota; Metazoa; Arthropoda; Insecta; Diptera; Tephritidae. The record is from RefSeq and is a predicted model, not a curated record.